This is a messenger RNA of Anguilla anguilla (European eel), 5458 nucleotides long. RefSeq names its product protein kinase C and casein kinase substrate in neurons protein 1-like. Bases 351 to 1742 code for a protein of 463 amino acids. The record is from RefSeq and is a predicted model, not a curated record. Lineage: Eukaryota; Metazoa; Chordata; Actinopteri; Anguilliformes; Anguillidae. Gene Ontology annotation, molecular function: phospholipid binding; protein binding. Gene Ontology annotation, biological process: cytoskeleton organization; regulation of endocytosis; plasma membrane tubulation. Gene Ontology annotation, cellular component: endosome; cytoplasm; plasma membrane. The transcript is spliced from 11 exons.
GUGUUCCUUUCAAGUUCGUCAUUAAUAUGUAACGUCCGUCUUCAGUAGAACCAUCCCCCAUUCCCUGCGUGUAUCGUGAUCUCGCGGAUGCGGAUAGCCACUUGAAGAAGCAGGGUCGGUCACCUCCUGUCAGCGUAACCGAAGGAAAAAAUCAUUUACAAUUUACGGAAUAUCUGGAAUCCUCCGCCCGAUUUCCACUGGUGAGCGGCUUCAGGAACAAGGUUCUACAGGAACAGCACUUACCUGGGGGGUUUAUGGAAGCCUGUUUUUCCAGGAAGAGAAGUGCAUGAAGAUCACUGCUCUGCUGCAGACGUGUACAGCUCCGGGCCUGCUCUAUCACAGCUAGGAAAAUGUCUGGCUCCUACGACGAAUCCGCCAGCUUCGAAGAGGCCACAGACAGCUUCUGGGAGGUGGGGAACUACAAGCGUGCGGUCAAGCGGAUCGACGAUGGGCACCGGCUCUGCAAUGACCUCAUGAGCUGCAUCCAGGAGCGUGCCAAAAUCGAGAAAGCCUACAGCCAGCAACUGACUGACUGGUCCAAGCGGUGGAAACAGCUGGUGGAGAAAGGUCCUCAGUACGGCACGGUGGAGCGCGCCUGGCUGGCGGUCAUGACCGAGGCGGACAAGGUGAGCGAGCUGCACCAGGAGGUGAAGAACGGCCUGCUGAACGAGGACCUGGAGAAGGUGAAGAACUGGCAGAAGGACUCCUACCACAAGCAGAUGAUGGGCGGCUUCAAGGAGACCAAGGAGGCCGAGGAGGGCUUCAAGAAGGCCCAGAAGCCCUGGGCCAAGAAGGCCAAGGAGCUGGAGACCGCCAAGAAGGCGUACCACUUAGCGUGCAAAGAGGAGAAGCUGGCGUCCACCCGGGAGGCCAACAGCAAGGCUGAGGCCUCCGUCACGCCCGACCAGCAGAAGAAGCUCCACGAGAAAGUGGACAAGUGCAAACAGGACGUGCAGAAGGCCAAGGAGAAGUACGAGAAGGCCCUGGACGAGCUGAGCAAGUGCACGCCGCAGUACACGGAGCACAUGGAGCAGGUGUUCGACCAGUGCCAGCAGCUGGAGGAGAAGAGACUAAGCUUCCUCAGGGAGGUGCUGCUGGACAUCAAACGGCACCUCAACCUCACCGAGAACCAAAGCUACGCCUCAGUGUACCGGGAACUGGAGCGCACCAUCAACGCUGCCAGCACUCAAGAGGACCUCAAGUGGUUCAGCAACAACCACGGUCCUGGCAUGCACAUGAACUGGCCCCAGUUCGAGGAGUACAACCCGGAUGUCGCCCACCCCGUCGCCAAGAGGGAGAAGGUGAAGAAGCCCAAUGAGGGGGUCACUGCGGUGGGGGACCACGUGUUGGCCCAGGCGGGCGACAGGGGCAGUGUGAGCAGUUAUGAUAAGAACCAGGCGUACACCACGGAGUGGUCUGACGACGAGCAGCCGGCCUCCCAGUCGGGCAACGAGACCAACGGCGGCGCCAACCCCUUCGAGGACGAGUCAGGCUCCAGCGGGAAGGGCGUGGGCGCGGGCGUGGGCGUGGGCGCGGGCGUGGGCGCGGGAGCGGGCGCAAACACGGGCGUGCGUGUGCGGGCGCUGUACGACUACGACGGGCAGGAGCAGGACGAGCUCAGCUUCAAAGCCGGGGACGAACUGAUGAAGCUGGAGGACGAGGACGAGCAGGGCUGGUGCAAAGGUCGCCUGGACAGCGGCCGGAUGGGCUUGUACCCGGCGAAUUACGUGGAGCCUAUCUAAAUGGGGCGGGGCGGGGUGGAGGAGGACGACCCCCACGGAGGAAUCUCAGACUGGACUGUCCAACCAUACUGCACAUAGAGACCUAAGAGCUACACCACCACCGACCCCCCACCCCCCCCUUGCCAGACAUAACGGGCUGGGCAGAGUCCACGUAAACACAAUUUUAGCAUUUACAGAAAAAGACAGUAUACACACAGGUCACAUGCGUCCUGCCAGGCAUGUGGAAGGUCUUCAAAAAACUACCGAACAUACAGUAACAGUAGGCUACACGCAUAUAUUAUCUGUCAAUAUACCACCAUUCAGGCAAGUGCAGGGAUACGUUUUGCAUUUUUGUGUACCCGUGUUCAAUAUGAAUUUUGUGCAAACGAUAUGACAUUUGUGUAGCGGUAUGUUCUCCUAUAACAAUAUGAGUAUUAUGUAGUCAAUGGCGCCCGCAUAGCCAUAACGAGCUAUGCAGAGUGCGGUGUGUAUAUUUGAUGACAUUUUUGUGCAGCGGUCUCGAUGCUAUGCGUGUACAGUCCUCAUUCCUGCAUCGGUACUUCGGUGUAGCUAAAGCUACACGAUGUUUUUAUUUUAUUUUCUUUUUUUUCUCCCCUCUCCCCUGUGGGUUUGGUUCGGUUUGGUUCCUGUCGGCAGUGCGUGCUCAGCUGUGUACGGUUGUUUUCCCCCUCCGUGUCCGAGUCUGUUUCCGUAGCAGCAUGUGCUACGCGGCGUGCGCCCCCUGCGAUUGGACGACAUCGGUGUUGGCUCCACCCAUCCCCACUCCUCCAUCCCUUAAGCGGAGUCUGAACUGAGGCCGGGAAGGUGGUGAUGAGACAACGGCUCGAACGUUCUCCUUGGAAACGAUGGCUUUUUUUUUUUUUGAUCUGCGAAACCUCUUUUUUUCUUAACAUCUCCUCAUGUCUUUCAGUGACUCGUGCGUUUUAUACCGAUCUCUCCUGGACUUUAUUUUUUCAAUGACGUUUUUAUCAUAAAGCACACGUGCAUGAAAGAGGAGAAAAAAUGUUACAUGCUACCCCAUCCUCUCUCUCUUUCUCUCUCUUUUUCAUCAUCCAUCUUAUGUUUACAGAAAUCACUUCCUGUUUCGAGUUGUUUGAGAGCUGUUGAGGUUUUAAAAAAAAAAAUUCUGAUGACAUCAUAAUGCCCCCACCCUUCCGCUGCACACCCAGAUGUUAAUAUUGUGCCAUAGUUUCUGAAGAAGCUAAAAUGGCCUAGGCUAUUUUCCAUCCAAACCAAUUCCAACAUCUGUUAAGGCCACAGUUGCUGCCAUUAUGUGCCCAACCUGUCUACCCCCCCCCCCCCCCCCCCCCCCCCCAAGUGCAUUCUGGUAUUUCUCUCUUACCGUCUUCCAUUUAACAAAGAGAUCCUAAACGCCAGAAAAUACUGUAAUUUCACGCUUCUGAGGUCCAGAACAAUUACAACUCAAAGCACCAAGAGUUAUGGCCUCUAUUGACCACUACAAAAUCCAGCCAAACAAACUCUGGAACCCACGUCUCAGGUUCAUUCAGGAGCAGCGACUUUAUCUGUCCGCCUGGUUUCCCCAUUAGACUCUCCGCACAGUGCAGAUCCAGCACCCUGACCUGUAGGAAAGUUAAACUGUGGUCAGUUCCCCUAACAUCAGUUCUGCAGCGUUUUCUUUCCUUUAUAGUUGUAUUUUCUCGUGUGACGUUCUGUGACGUUUGCAGCAGUGUGGAAGAUCUAUCUUUGCGCUCUCAUAAUUUCACCUCAAAAUACCCUUCCCUGUGCAUGAAACCACCUAGUGGGACAAAAUCAUACUGUAUCUCCAGCCAGAUGUAGUUUGUUCCUCUUAUUUACUUGCAGUAUAGACACUUAAGAGGAGAGCUCAUUGGCUAGCCUUCUUCCUCUCACAUGUUCAGUCUGAUUAGUUCAGGUUAGUCAUUUGUCAAGCUCACAUUUCAGCGAAUCCAUGCUUACUCCGCUCUAUAAUAUGGUAGGGCUGUUUUGAUGUGCUCUUGAAAUCGCAAAUCCACAUUGAACAAAAAAGUGAUGCAAUAGCAGUUCUGCUCUAUGUUAUAAUCUACAAUACCAGUGGUAACCAAUCCUGUUCCUGGAGAUCAACGAACCUGCAGGUUUUCAUUUCAACCCUAAUUUGGCACCACCUGAUUCUAAUAAUUAGCAGCUUGAUGCAGAUCUUUAGCUGUUGAAUGAGGUGCGCUUUGUUAGGGUUGGAGUGAAAACCUACAAGAUGAUAGGUCUCCAGGAACAGGGUUGGUUACCACUAUACAAAACAAUAAGGUUCAUCUUAGACUUUAUUCAAAUAGCCAUAUUAUUCAUACGCCCUAACCGUGAAAUGAAAUGCACUCAUUCUGCAUCCUGUGUGGUCUGAGCUUCGUGUGGACAGAAAUCCAGGUAACGGAUCAUGCUGAGGUGUAAAAUCCAGGUCGCAGAAAGUAAAAGUCCUCCCCAGUAUUUUUACUCCAAUCACCUGGAUUUGCUAAUUAGCACAAUUCGUCGGCCAGGAGGUGGAACUAAUUAAGUGAAAUCCGCUGGGCUGAGCCUACAGGUGGAAGGAACACACAGCGGGACUUUUACUUUCUGACGCCUGGACUUUCCAGCUCUUCCUGGGAGUGGCAUUUCCUCAGUAAAAGCUGUGCCUUUUAAGGCCGGUUUUAGCAGCGGUGCGCUAACGCUAACCGCAGAGGGUGUUACGAUGGGAAGAGAAAGGUAAGACGUCGAAAUGGCGAUGUGAAAGCUGUCCUUGUGCAGGAUGCAAUGCCGUGGGGUUCUGGGGUGGGGUGGGGUGGGGUGCGGCUUGUUACCAAACAUGGUUUUAUGGGAGGAAAUGCUCUCUGGUGCGUAUUAUUCAUUUUAAGUCUUCAUAUUUAGCUCAAUACACUCAGUCCCUUAUCUCACACACUUCCAGAUACACAGAUACGUACACAUGUCUACACACACGCACACGCAGGAGUAUAUACACCAUACUCAGCAGGCACAAGUGUACAAAUAUAUUGAGCACACUGGGUGAACUCAGAUAUUCACACACUCAAGUUCUAUUAGUAAUUGCACACACGUUCUCAGAUCCUGUGCAUGUGUAUGCCUGUGUGUAUGUGUGUGUGCAUGUGUGCCUGUAUGUGAGUGUGUGCGUACGUCCGAGCGUGCAUGCAUUUACGUGUGUGUGCGUGCACAUGUGUAUGCAUGUGUGUGCAUGUGUGCCUGUAUGUGAGUGUGUCUCAGACUGGCUCAGCCUCCAUACCGUAUUUAUUUUACUGUAAUUGUGACGCCGUCGUUGACCUGUUUGAGUGUGCAGUGGACUCCCGCUGCCGGAUCUGUAUAUGAUACUGUAAUUUAAAAAAAUAUAUUAUAUUGUAACUGUGUAACUGUGUGAAGCUGAACGUGCAAUCUAGCGACACACAGAGCAGUUAAGAAAAGUGUAUUUGUAAAUGCUUUUUUAAAUUUUCUUUUGUCCUUCUGCAAAGGAGGGGGGAGGAAGCAGGGGGACGUGUUGUGGAAACUCUAUUUUAGCAGUCUUGAAAAAUGUAUGUAUGUUUAGACUGUAGUGUUGUAACCCUAUCUCCAAUCUAGUAUUGUGCCUGUUCAUCUUAAAGGUUAAAAUAAAAAAUAAAAAAAAUAAUUCCAAUAAUGAUAAUGAUUAUAGUUACAAAAAUGAACCUGAAUCAAAGUUGUUGUGAAGAUGUAAAAGCAAUAUUGGUUUGAAAGGGGAAAAAAAAAAGUUUGUUGAAAAAACAAAAAAACAA